AUGAGCACUACCGCAACAAGACGCUCAGAAUCCCAGACAACGACGUCUAAUGCCUCAGAAUCGCGUCUCCAUGUCCCAUCACAAUCUUCAUCAAACACACAAUUGCAAAAUAGCCCCAAGAAGAAACAAAGCUUUGCCUUGAGGUCCUUGAAAGACUCCCUCAAAUUUAAAGGGUCAUCAAAUCAUAAGAAAAAUGUGGAUUCAAGAACAGCUGCAGAGACACCUCGCAUGUCGAAAGUACGAAACGGUUUACCUAUGGGGCAUGCAAGUGUAAGGUCUAAACAGAGGCUGUCAGCCCAAAGAGUUUCACUGUUCAAGUACGAAAAAGUUAGAGCCAUGAGCUGCUCAGUAGAGUCAGGAACGAGAAGAGGUUCGGAAUCUUCUUCAAGCACGAUGACUUUGAAAAGUGGUGAGACUACAAGUGAUGCCAGUCUACAGAGCCGAAGUAGUGUCAAAUUGAAACCGACAGCUUUAAUAGCCAGUGGUGCAUUGGAAGUUUAUCAGAUUUCUACGCCCAAUCUGAAUCCUAACCAGAAGACGCAGGAAAUGAAUUAUUUGUCGUUGGGCCGUAAGGAUACUGUCGUUCAUCCCAUAUUGCCACGUCUUCAGGUUAGCAAGUUAGAGCACUGUGGGCAGAAAUUUCUUAUCUCAUUUUAUAAUCCAGAGCGAUAUUGGGAAAUUGAGUUCCUUUCUUGCAAAGAUCCCAAAGCUACUUCUGACGCGAUUAAAGAAUUUGAAUCCGUUAUUUCCAAGAUAUGUAUAUUCACCACACAGGAACAAAAGUUUGACUCUUUGGAUAGAGAAUGUAGGAAUACUAAAAACCAAGGGGAAAUAUCAAAUGACUCACUUGCUAGUCAAAAUUCAUUACUUAGAGGUGAUAUUCAAGAAAAAAAGAUCAAUGAAGAUGAAGAUGAUGAUCUCAGUUACCUGCUGGUAGAGGAUAAUACCGGUUCUCUUCGAUCCAGAAAAGAAGCUGCAAUACACUCUACCGGCAAGGCGGAUUCGGAUGAUAGCAUUAACGAAGCAUUCAAAAGGGCUAUACAAAACUUUAAACCAUCAUCAUCGCAAAGAAGUCAUGAUUGGUAUCAUGGAUCGGCACCAUCUUCGAGAAGAUUCAGCUCCUAUCAAGCAGUAAGUAAUUUCUCAAACGAACGGACGGAUAUAAUCUCAAAAAGAUUUUCUUCAUUUUCAAUAGAGAUCAACAAUGGAUAA
Zygotorulaspora mrakii is the source of this 1212-nucleotide messenger RNA. It is a transcript of the gene INP1, whose product is annotated as Inp1p. Gene Ontology annotation, biological process: peroxisome inheritance. The record is from RefSeq and is a predicted model, not a curated record. The transcript has a single exon. The coding region runs from base 1 to 1212 and encodes 403 amino acids. Lineage: Eukaryota; Fungi; Ascomycota; Saccharomycetes; Saccharomycetales; Saccharomycetaceae. Gene Ontology annotation, cellular component: extrinsic component of intraperoxisomal membrane.